ACCGUUCGUUGAAGGAAGAAGAAGAAGAUGCCUGCUCUAGCUUGUGUUGAUACUCCCAUCGAUACAUUUUCCGGUGAUUACAGCGUCUUUACACCGUCAUCCACCACCGCCGCCGUUGUUGAUUGGUCUCCGUCGCUCUCCUCCUCGCUGUACCGUAUCGACGGAUGGGGAGCUCCGUAUUUCGCCGCGAAUACCUCCGGUAACAUCUCUGUUCGUCCUCAUGGCUCAAACACUUUACCUCACCAAGACAUCGAUCUCAUGAAGGUCGUGAAGAAAGUUACAGAUCCGAAAAUCUCCGGUGGUUUAGGAUUACAGCUUCCGCUGAUUGUUCGUUUUCCUGAUGUUCUGAAGAAUCGUCUUGAGUGUCUUCAAUCAUCGUUUGAUUACGCGAUUCAGAGUCAAGGCUAUGGUUCACAUUACCAAGGUGUGUAUCCUGUGAAAUGUAAUCAAGAUCGGUUUAUUAUCGAAGAUAUUGUCGAAUUCGGAUCGAGUUUUCGAUUCGGAUUAGAAGCUGGUUCCAAGCCUGAGAUUCUUCUUGCUAUGAGUUGUUUGUGUAAAGGUAAUCCUGAAGCUUUUCUUGUGUGUAAUGGUUUUAAAGACUCUGAGUAUAUCUCAUUGGCUUUGUUUGGGAGGAAACUGGAAUUGAAUACUGUUAUUGUUCUUGAGCAAGAAGAAGAGCUUGAUUUGGUUAUUGAUUUGAGUCAGAAGAUGAAUGUUAGGCCUGUUAUUGGGUUAAGAGCUAAGCUGAGAACUAAACAUUCUGGUCAUUUUGGUUCUACUUCUGGUGAGAAAGGGAAAUUUGGUUUGACUACGAUUCAGAUUGUUCGUGUGGUGAGGAAGCUGAGUCAAGUUGGUAUGCUUGAUUGUCUUCAGCUUCUGCAUUUUCACAUUGGUUCACAGAUUCCGUCGACGGCUUUGUUGUCUGAUGGUGUGGCUGAGGCUGCGCAGCUUUACUGUGAGCUUGUCCGUCUUGGUGCGCAUAUGAAGGUGAUUGAUAUUGGUGGUGGAUUGGGGAUUGAUUACGAUGGGUCUAAAUCGGGGGAGUCGGAUCUCUCUGUUGCUUAUAGUCUUGAGGAGUAUGCUGCAGCUGUUGUGGCAUCGGUUAGGUUUGUUUGUGAUCAGAAAUCUGUGAAGCAUCCAGUGAUAUGCAGCGAGAGCGGUCGGGCCAUUGUGUCUCAUCACUCGGUGUUGAUCUUUGAAGCUGUUUCAGCUGGUCAACAACAUGAAACCCCUACUGAUCUAAAGUUUAUGCUUGAAGGGUACUCGGAGGAAGUCCGAAAUGAUUACGAGAAUCUUUAUGGUGCUGUGAUGCGUGGUGAUCGCGAAAGCUGUUUGCUUUAUGUUGAUCAGCUGAAGCAGAGAUGUGUUGAAGGGUUCAAAGAAGGUUCCUUGAGCAUUGAACAGUUAGCUGGUGUUGAUGGGUUAUGCGAGUGGGUGAUUAAGGCGAUUGGCGCAUCGGAUCCGGUUCUUACUUACCAUGUCAAUCUAUCGGUUUUCACUUCGGUUCCUGAUUUCUGGGGGAUUGAGCAGCUGUUUCCUAUAGUUCCAAUCCAUAAACUUGACCAAAGGCCUGUCGCGAGAGGGAUCUUAUCAGAUUUGACUUGCGACAGCGACGGAAAGAUCAACAAGUUCAUAGGCGGAGAAUCGAGCUUGCCAUUGCACGAGCUGGACAACAAUGGCUGCAGCGGCGGGAGAUACUAUUUGGGAAUGUUCCUAGGUGGAGCUUAUGAAGAGGCUCUCGGUGGAGUCCACAAUCUGUUCGGUGGACCAAGCGUGGUACGCGUCUUGCAGAGUGAUGGACCUCACGGAUUCGCAGUGACCCGUGCUGUGAUGGGCCAAUCCUCUGCGGAUGUCCUCAGAGCAAUGCAGCAUGAGCCUGAGCUCAUGUUUCAGACUCUUAAACACCGAGCCGAGGAGCAGAGGAACAACAAUAACAAAGCUGGUGGUGAUAAGGCUAACGACAAACUAGUAGUCGCAUCCUGUCUUGCUCGUUCAUUCAACAACAUGCCUUAUCUUUCCAUGGAAACAUCCACAAACGCUCUCACCGCAGCGAUCAAUAACCUCGGCGUUUACUACCGCGAUGAAGCUGCAGCUGGUGGCGGCGGCAAAGGCAAGGAUGAGAAAUGGUCUUAUUUCGGUUGAUCCUGUCUUUGAUCUUCACCGUACGAUUACGAUCCUAGUUCUUAUUUGUCUUUAAAUUCAGUUUUUAAGGUUUAAGUUAUUUCUUUGUAAUAAGACAAACUCUUAGCAAAAUUUAAUAAUACUAUCAUUCACCA
Molecule: messenger RNA, 2276 nt
Organism: Arabidopsis arenosa
Lineage: Eukaryota; Viridiplantae; Streptophyta; Magnoliopsida; Brassicales; Brassicaceae
Source: the annotation of a GenBank genome assembly